AAUCCAAAGAGGUCGAGGAUGAGCAAGGUUUUGAUGUUAUCCCGAAUUAAUAGCAAGGAACAAUCAUCUAUAACCAUACAAAAUCGUUUGUAUUGGAUUUUGGAUUCAUCACAUUUGCAUUUGCGCGGUAUACAACCUUCCCCUUUCCUUUGGUCUGGUCUGGUCUGGUCUGGUUCUCUUUAUUCUUCACUAUAACUUCAUACAACCUUCCUUCCUUCCAAAGCAAAUUCACUUCGAUACCUAUACACGGUCCUUAAAGUCCCAUUUCAGCCUUUGCUCCUUGAUACAGGCAACGGCCGUUUUUUGCCUACCUUGGCUUGUCUUUCCACCCUCAUCGUUACAUGAUAAAUAGUAACCAGCAACACCAACAACUCUGUUUUUUUACGACCGUACGAUCGUAUUCACGAAGUCCCUACUUGCUUCCUUUUACCUACCACUUUCAACAACAAUACAACCAGAUAAUAUUAAUGUCAUCGAUCCUAAGGUAGCUUUCGUGGAGCUACGAAAAAUUUACGUUUAUCAGAUCGACCAAACAACGCCACGCGCAUGAGAGCUAUUGUCCAUUCUUGUUCGAAGUUCAAAGGAACCAACUAAGGAUAUCUCUUUUACCAAACCAGUUCGACCACAAUCGAAAACCAGAAGCUCUGUUGACUUCAUGGCGAGAACAUCAUAACAAACAAAAAUUCGCAAUUUGGGUCUACUUCCUCCUUUCACCAUCUUACACAAUGCCCUCCUCUAGGAAGGAAUCGAUCAAUCCUUGUAUCACGAAUCAACUUUGUCAACUCAUCUACUACCACAUCGACAAUAACCUCCUCGGGAACGCAUUGUUCUUCGCAGAACGAUUGCAUGCAUACACCCCGAAAGGUCCCGAAUCCUCUUACCUUCUUUCCUUGUGCUAUUUGCGACUUGGCGAUUAUGCUUCCGCUUUUGAGGUUGUGAAGAGCCCAAACACUCGAUCAGGGCAUCUUGGCUGUGCAUACAUCUACGCGCAAGCAUGUCUUGCAUUGGGAAAGCUUAAAGAAGGAAUCUUGGCAUUAGAAAAGAAUAGAGGUUGCUGGGGGGCACAGAACUCGUUUGGUAAACAUACACAAUACUCACGACACCCCGAUCCUGACGCAUCUGCGGUUUGUUGUUUACUGGGGAAGCUCUACCGCGGUUUUGAUGACAAAAAGCAGUCGAUCGGUUAUUUUGAAGAGGCGCUGAAAUUAAAUCCAUUCAUGUGGGAUGCAUUCACUAAUCUUUGUGAUAUGGGUACAAGUGUUAGGGCCUCGAGUACUUUCAGGAUGAGUGUAGAGAUGGAGGCAAUACUGAAAUCGAAUACACAAGAUCGGGACGGGCCAAUGGAAACAUUGUCAGUGGAGGAACCUAGGCCAACCCGACCCAGUGCACGAUCCUACCAGAGUGACCCUACAGAUCCUUUCAAUAAUAAUGCUUCGUCUCGAUCAUUUGCGGGUGGACUUUUUGGGUCACUUGCGACUUCCGCAUCAUCGAAACUCGCCGAAAGCAACCCGAGUCUUACAAACCUCCCCGCGACUGGAGGUGUCAGCAUUAGCUCUGAUACAAUGGAAACGCCUACUGGACCUAGCGCCCCUCUCGAUUAUACCGUUGCACCUAGUCGAAAAGACAACAGUGUGGCAUCUGCAUUUCCCAUCAACAUGGAACCCCCACAGGCCCCCGUUCGCAGAAAUCGGACUUUACAGGGCCUUGGUAUGGAUUUUAGUAUGGAUGUUCCCAAGAUGGGCCGAUCCAUGACUUCAAAACGACUUCAGAAAGCGGCUGCUGAAAUUUCGGAAGACAGUAGCGCGGGACAUAAUUCUCGCCACAACUCUGUUACGGUACCAGGUGGGGAUAGGAAACGAACGGUAUCCGGACAAGUAGUACCCCGACAACCUUCGGAAGAUCCUGGAGCACCUCAGAGAAGAAGUGUUAGGUUGAUCAACCAAUUCCGACCGACAAGCACCAAAUCCUCCAGCAAUCUUGCGACUGUGGGGCCUGCCCCUGGAAGAGAAUUAAAGAAAGCUAGACCUCCGAUAUCGAAAAUGAUGCGUCCGACUGGGUCCUCUACGGCUGGCAGACAGGUCAGUGGUAAUCGAAAACCAGUGGAAGAUUCUAUGGAAUUAGACCAAAGGGAAGGAGAGACAAGACCUCGGGUAUCCACAAAAUCUUUUGGUACUAGAUCAUCAGAAUCGAACUCUGGAACCCGAGAGGAAGCUUUGAGAUGGCUUCUCGAUCUGUUCAAGAAGUUUGGGACUGGUUAUUUUCUACUUGCAAGAUUUCAAUCUCAUCAGGCCUUAGAAGCGUUCUCUACACUGUCUACUCAACAGCAAGAUACUCCUUGGGUUUUGUCACAAAUGGGUCGUGCUCAUUACGAACAAGGGUCGUAUACUGAAGCGGAAUUCUUGUAUAGACGAAUUCGACAGAUAGCACCAACACGCUUUCAGGAUAUGGAGAUUUAUUCUACUGUGCUGUGGCAUCUGAAGAAAGAAACUGAUCUGGCUUUCCUAGCCCAUGAAUUGGUGGAUUCUUCGUGGCAAUCGCCAGAAGCUUGGUGUGCGCUUGGAAAUUCCUGGUCGCUCAUGCGAGAUCACGAACAAGCUUUACGGUGUUUCAAACGCGCUACACAAUUGAAUCCUAAGUUUGCUUAUGCUUUUACACUUCAAGGUCACGAGCAUGUUAUGAAUGAAGAAUAUGAUAAAGCACUUACUUCAUAUAGACAUGCAAUGGCUGUUGACAGGCGACACUACAAUGCCUACUACGGAGUUGGCAAAGUGUACGAAAAAAUGGGUAAUUACGACAAAGCAUUUAUACACUUCGAAGCCGCCUCGAAGAUCAACCCAACAAAUGCGGUUCUUUUGGGUCUUAUGGGAAGUGUUGUCGACAAGAAAGGAAACAAAGGUCUAGCACUUUCAUACUUCAAGAAGGCAAUUGACCUGGAUCCAAAGUCAGCAUUGACUCGUUUCAAGAAAGCCCGCUGCUUGAUGACGAUGGGGAGAUUGGAGGAUGCCUUAGAUGAAUUGAAGAUCUUGAAAGACCUGGCUCCUGAUGAGGCAAUGGUUCACUUCUUACUAGGGAGAAUAUACAAGAGUAUGAAACAAAAGGGCGCUUCGGUCAGGCAUUUUACCAUUGCUUUAAACCUAGAUCCAAAGGCAAGUCAACAAAUUAAGGAAGCGAUCGAAAGUCUAGAGCAAGGAGAUGACGAUGAUGAUGACGAGGCCAGCAUGAUGGGCUGAUUUGAAAUGACUGUACCCGAAAUCUCGCCCACAAUGGAUCUCCUUCAAAUUACAUCGUUCUUUUUGUUUUCGCGUUGCGUUUCAAAUCAUCUCUUUCAAAGAUACCCAUUAGUUAUCGACCUAUUAUUAUCUCCAAUCAUUCGAUGGCCUUUUAAUAACAGAUGGCUUCAAUGCCCAACCUUCACUGCUCACACCGUACUUGAGUAUUCCUACAAAAACUACAAUUAAAAAAGCUGUCAACCCCACAGCAAAACAUGAUGAUACGAUACAACUGGAAGAUGAUCGGAUACGAUGGGAAAAGAUUCUUAGCAUUUGCAUUGGGUUGGCGUUCUUCUUUCCGGCAUAGUUUCUCUUCAAAGAUGAGUCAAUGGACAGUAAAAUCCUUUUCUCUUCUUGACACACAAUUUGUCGAUUGCAUCAUAUCACUACGCUAGAUUUGCUCUAGUGAUGGAUGGCCACUCUUCAGUGACCUGGAAGGGCAAUCACAGCGGGACCUAAACAUUCAGGGGCGAGGAGGGCGUGUAAAAUGAAUUAUUGUAGAUUAUAAUCAUCUCUUUCAAUACCCAUUCCGAGGGUCGUAGGCAGGGGGGGGAAGGAAGAAAAAAAGUUGAAGAUGGAAAGAAUUGAAUCACACUUUUCCACUACGA
Messenger RNA from Botrytis porri, 3877 nucleotides. RefSeq lists its product as uncharacterized. NCBI's taxonomy places the organism in Eukaryota, Fungi, Ascomycota, Leotiomycetes, Helotiales, Sclerotiniaceae. The transcript is spliced from 2 exons. The coding region runs from base 726 to 3230 and encodes 834 amino acids. Gene Ontology annotation, molecular function: protein binding. The record is from RefSeq and is a predicted model, not a curated record. Gene Ontology annotation, biological process: cell division.